UGCUACAACCACCACCACACCUGCUACAACCACCACAGCUGCUACAACCACCACCACCCCUGUACCCACAACCACCCCAGGAUACACCACAACCAUGGCCUCCCCUGUGUCUCUAAGUAAACUUCCUCUGCAAUUUUCUGUAAUUGUGGAUUAUGCUGCUCCUUCAUGUGAGGAGGGAGUCUACUUGCCAAAGUUUGUGAACCCAACACCUGCAAAUGGGGCACGUGUCCAAGCAGAGGUCAACAAGGAAGUGGAGAUCAGAGUCAAAGCACAAGUCAGAUAUGGAAGCAUACAAAAUAUCUUCGUGAGUGGGCCGAUGAACAUCAACAAACACAACAACGCGCAAAAUGAGUUUGUCAUUAAAUGGACGCCUCUCCAAAGCGACUUGGGAGAUCAUUACCCAAUCUGCUUUGCAGUUGAUGCAGUGUUCGGGUCUCGUAUCUUCCAGUCUGAGAUGAGGUGUGUUCUGGUCGGCGUCAGCACUACACAAGUUAAAUCUCACGUGAUCUGCACCGAGACCACAAUGACAGUGAUGGUUGAGAAAGCCUCGUUCCCUCGACUCCACCAGGAUCAUCUGCGGCUCAGUGAUCCCACAAACACGGUCUGCAGCCUCCAGACACACUCCAACAGCACUCACGUCAUCGGUGUCUUCCCCCUCAAUGCUUGCGGUACUCAGAUUGAGGAAGACAAUGACAACCUCUAUUUCAAGAAUGAAAUCACCCCAUUUGAUGACAGCAGAGACCUGAUCACCAGGAAGCAUCUGCUGGAAGUGCAGUUCUACUGCCAAUACCCAAAACGAGGAAAUGUGACUCUGGGCUUCUUAGCACACAGGAAUAAUGUCACAGUGUGGGACAAGGGCUUUGGCACAUUCACCUAUCAGUUUGAGUUCUACCCUGACAAUCAAUUCCAGACCAUGAUCGAUCCAAAUUCAUACCCACUGGAGUACGACUUAGGGAGCAGGAUUUACAUGCAGAUCGAGGCCACCUCGUCUGUCAACAACACAGAGCUGUUUGUGGAGUCCUGCAAAGCUUCACCAUAUGACAACCCAAACUACAGCCAAACCUACUCCAUCAUUGAAAACGGGUGCAAAGUGGACCCAACUGUUGUAAUCCAUCCCAGCAGUGAUGACAAAGAAUUCCAGUUCAGCAUAGAGGCCUUCAAAUUUAUCGGACUGCACGAUCAGGUGUACAUCAGCUGUUCACUCAUGAUGUGUGAAGCAGGAAACCCCAGCACAAGGUGCUCACAGGGGUGCAUUGCCCCACAGUCCAAACGCCGAAAGAGAGAUGCAAUCAUCCAGAGCGCGAACCACUUUGUUUCCCAGGGGCCCCUGCGCCUCCGGAGGUCAGCAGAGAGCCGCGAAGCCACAGGGACCUGGAACUUGAAUUUGAACCUGGUGUUCAUCGCUGGAUGUCUUCUUGCAGCUGUGGGCAUGGUCUGUGGCGUGGUCAUCUACAAAGCCAAAGUGUCAAAGGUCAAAUACCAACCUUUGCCAAGUUUUGAGCAUUAAUACAGCAAUGUGUGCAAAACACAUGUAUGAAGGAAAGACGGUGGCAUGGCUGCAUGUCCCCGGCUGAUCUGACAGACGCUCUUUAAAAAUAUGUGCUAGAUAUUAAAUACUGCAGAGGAAUCUAAGUCACUGCAUCUUCAGGUGAAAUUAUUACUCAGACAUAGAGACAAAUAAACACAUCAAUGAGUAGCAACUCUAAGCCAUAUAGUCACAGGCCGUCAGGUCAAAUUACAACCCAGAGAUAGGCAGAAGUCUGCGUAAAGGCUGUGUGAAUGACACUUGGCAUUUGUCAGACAUCCUCUGAUUCACAUCGUUUUUCAUACAGGGUACAGGAUAAAUGUUCAUGCUUCAUUUUUUUUUUAUCAUUUAAGGGGAUAUUUUUGUUGAUUUUUUUGCUUAUAAAACUUUAUUUUUUAUUUACUUUUAUUUUUUUUGAAAGCAGGUUUUGGGUGUUGCUGCUGUAUAAUGUAUGAUGUACGAUUAUGUGUGAUUUUACAGUAUGAUGACGUAUGUACAAUAUAAAACAAGUAACCUGA
Messenger RNA from Solea senegalensis (Senegalese sole), 2043 nucleotides. RefSeq names its product ZP domain-containing protein-like. The record is from RefSeq and is a predicted model, not a curated record. The transcript is spliced from 9 exons. The coding region runs from base 95 to 1507 and encodes 470 amino acids. Lineage: Eukaryota; Metazoa; Chordata; Actinopteri; Pleuronectiformes; Soleidae.